Messenger RNA from Prosopis cineraria, 1643 nucleotides. Its product is annotated as probable tyrosine-protein phosphatase DSP4. Gene Ontology annotation, molecular function: phosphatase activity. Gene Ontology annotation, cellular component: cytoplasm. Lineage: Eukaryota; Viridiplantae; Streptophyta; Magnoliopsida; Fabales; Fabaceae. The record is from RefSeq and is a predicted model, not a curated record. The transcript is spliced from 5 exons. Gene Ontology annotation, biological process: protein dephosphorylation. Bases 460 to 1068 code for a protein of 202 amino acids.
UGUAAUCAGAGUCAGCCAAGAAAAUUCAACUCAGUUGUUAUCAGAUUCAGAGGACUUCAACUCGGUGGCAAUUCAAUGCACAUUACCAAACAAACAGAAAUCUAGCUCUCUUUGCUUGUUACGUGAAAAUUAGCUUCAGUUAUCUUCACCAGCGCUGCUUAACGGCUUGUUCAACUCAAUUCCAACACUAUCUUCUUCCAUUAUCGCUGUCUUUUCAGUUGCCAGCGCUUUUUUGGGUAUUAAUAUUGCGAUUAGAUUUUUUGCUGAAAUUAUUUUCUGAAUAAUUUUAGGGUCAGCUUCGCAAUUUUAUGCAAUGAUUUUUGACGAAUCAGAUUAGGAUUUUAAAAGUCUGUUUGCUGUCAAAGUUUCUCUAUAUAGAUUCCGAGAAUCACUUUUUUGAUUUUUGAAACGUCUUUUCUGAUUGCUUUUUUGAUUGCCCGAGAUUUUGGCGCCAAAAUCAUGACGUUGGAUAUCACCAACGGCGAGUUGUUGCGCAUGGCGAGCGAGGCUUCCGAAUCCUUCGCCGGCGGUAUUUUGCAGCAGCGGGCGCCUGUCGAGAACGGAGACGGUACCGGAACGGGUGGGGAGGAGAUGUUGAUGCCUCCUCUCAACUUCGGGAUGGUCGAUUAUGGCAUUUUUCGAUCUGGCUUUCCUGAUUCUGCCAGUUUCGGAUUCUUGAAAACCCUUCGCCUACGUUCCAUUAUAUGUUUGUUCCCUGAUGAGUAUCCAGAAACCAAUUUAGAGUUUUUGAAGGCCAAUGGAAUAAGGCUUUAUCAAUUUGGAAUCGAUGGCUCUAAGGAUUCUUUGACGGAAGUCCCGGAAGAUGCAAUUCGUGAGGCAUUGAAAGUUAUACUAGAUGUUGAGAACCAUCCAUUGCUCAUUCAUUGCAAAAGAGGGAAGGGUUGCUCUUCGAUCACUUAUCUUCUGAUCAAUGUUGAUGGUUGCACACUCUCUUGCUCUCUUGCUUUGGACGCAAAGCAUCCUUUAAUUUGCGAGUUUGUCUCAGCUUCUUCCAUUGUCGCAAGCUUCCUUCGAUUGUGCAACGCUUUGUGUCAUCUGCAACUUUAAUUUUACUUGGUCAUUUUAUCUUAAUAUAGUUUGCUCUUGAAAGAAUCUUCGGACCAUCUUUUUAUAUUUGGUUUAUUUUUCGGUGCUAUUUGGUCACGGCUCCGACUUGGGUCUGAGAGCAGAUGUGAUUCCGCGUUACAUUCACAUCAUACAUGAAUACCGAUGCUCAAAUUUAUCCACCUCUAUGUUAUACUGGAUACACUUUAGUUCUUUUUUUUUUUCUUAUAGAAAGGCAAGCAAAGCUUGAAAGAAAAUACACAGAGUUAGGCCCUCUAGCACAAUUUUAGUACUUCCAAAACGACAUCAAUGCAGCUAAAACAUUUACACCUGAAGGAGGAAUCUGGAAGGCAAACAGCAAGAGUACAACGGGAUUGCAAGACACUCAAUUUUCUAGCUCUAUAGAAAAGCUGCCAAAUACUCCUGACUUGUUAUAUUUUUGGAAAAAUUGUCAAAAAAAAUCAAAUGAGGGAGGUCCUUGGGAGGAAGAUAAAAUCUUGAAACUCCACUGCGCACCUGCGAACAUUUUGGAAUCUACAUAAACCUCAAGAGUGCCUCCCUCUUCCCAAAUACCUCCG